GGCCAGAACGAGAGAGUGACAGAGAUCUGUCUUGGAUGCAUCUGCGAAGCGAUGUCCGGCUGUAACCUGACCAGAGGAUGUGCUGAGGAUGACUGUGGAAUGUUCAGAAUCACCAGACUAUACUGGGUAGAUGCUGGACAGCCAACACUGCAGCUGGAUGACCCAAAGACUGAUGGAGCUUACCAACGGUGCACUUUGGACCCUGUUUGUGCAGCAAGGACUGUUAGAGGGUACAUGAACAAAUUCAUUGACAAGGAUUGCAAUGGUGACGGCACUGUGGACUGUAUGGACUAUGCUGCUAGCCACUUCUUGAGCGGCUACUCCUGCUCCGCUCCUUUGGACAACGACUACGCCAAGACCAUGAGAAGUUGCCUCGCCCAGGUUGCCGGCUUGGCGAUCAACAAGUCAUAGUCAAGUCACCUUUCCAUGUCUUCUAGUUAUCACUAUAAAUACAUUUUUAAAAGGAAA
This is a messenger RNA of Homalodisca vitripennis (glassy-winged sharpshooter), 468 nucleotides long. Its product is annotated as invertebrate-type lysozyme 3-like. The record is from RefSeq and is a predicted model, not a curated record. Gene Ontology annotation, molecular function: lysozyme activity. The coding region runs from base 52 to 411 and encodes 119 amino acids. The transcript has 3 exons. Lineage: Eukaryota; Metazoa; Arthropoda; Insecta; Hemiptera; Cicadellidae.